CAAGAAGACUCCAAGGAUGCCGUUUCGACCUCCUCCUCUGUGGGGGCUACCGGCCUGGGCAAACCCUCGGACGAGCAGAGGCAGCUGCUGGACAGCAUCAAAAUCAAGUGUUACAACAGCCUGAGGCAGUCCUAUUUGCUGACUGAGAGCGACAAUACAUUUUGCAGACGUUGGACAAGGCUUCAUUUCAUUGACAUGUCUCACCAGAUCAUUCUCUACCUGUGCUUCUCAAUCCUUCUCUUAGGAGCUGAAGACGUUGAAGCAAAAGUGAAUGGCAUUCUGGGAGAGUCUGUCACAUUCCAAGUGAAGUCCUCUCUACCAUUUAAAUCAAUUUCCUGGAGUAAAAUUGCCAGCAGUAAAUCUGAAACUAUUGCUGUGGUGAGCUCUGGGGAGCCCUGUGGCCGUCUGGUCCCCGACCCAGCCUAUGAAAAGCGAGUGACCAUCCCUGAGGACUGCAAAGGAUUAAAUAUCAGCCAUCUCAGGAAAGAGGAUGCUGGCAGAUUCACAGCAGUCAUUAUUCCAUCAGAUGCAGAGAAGGUGGAUGAGUCCUUUGAUCUGCAAAUAUUCCGACGUUUGCUGGACUCUGAGAUGAGAGUGACCUGCACUCCUGAUGCAGCUGGAAAUGGAACUUGGAAGCUGAAUUGCUCUACAGGGACUUGGGAAGAUGGGGUGAAAUUCAGUUGGACCUCAGCUGUCCAAAGCAGGGAUCUUCCCCACUGGAAUUCUUCAAUCCUCACCUCCCAAGAUCUUAAUCUCAAUGUCACCUGCGCAGCAGAAAACCCGGUUAGCAAGGCAUCCACAACAGUGUCCUUAAAGCAAGUUUGUGCUGAGGAGAGACCUGGGACGGAGGCCCCCCAAGUGAACGAAAAGGUACUGUCUGCAAGCAAUGCGUUGAUUGGGGCCGUGAUUGCAGUUAUUAUCGUCAUUCUGCUUGUUGUUGUCAUUGCCGUUUGUCUGUGGAGGAGGAAAGCUGCUAAGGGAAGCGGACGAUAUGCAACACAUGCAGAGAUUGAAAAUCCACCUAGAAGUGAUUCCACCUUAAUAGCAGACCAGGCCAAGGAAUCCAGGAGAAAGACAAAUCAGCCAGCUAGAAGAGCAGCAAAGAACAACCAGGAGAUGCCUCACACCAUUUAUUCCGCUGUGCAGCAUCCCAAGCAGAAUCAUUUACAAACAGAUGAUGAGAAGAUACAGAAGGGACGGCGCCACCACCACCAAACCCAGGCAGAGAAAACAAUUUAUUCGGAGAUCACCAAGUCUCAGGAGAGUGAAGACCCAAACAUCAAGACCAUCUAUGAAACAGUGCAAAACCCCCUGCCCGUCAAAUCCUCUGGCCUGUGAGCCUUUGUUUAAGACACACACCCUCUGCAAAGCUAGCAAGAGAUGCCCCCCCCCAGAGUUGGGGGGUGCCUGAGCCCCGUCUUCCAAAGGCAGCCUGGAGCACCUGCAGAGGACUCCACGCACGAGAGAGAGAGAAGUGGAGAAGACAAGACAUGGGUCAUUCCAGGAUCGCCACCAACUUUCACUCCUGGACUUGCAAAGACCCAGCAGCUCGUCCUUCUGACUUGGGGAGUGGGAUGCGACAACUCGCCACGGCCGACUAGCCACAGGACAAUUCAACAAAUACAAAGUUAAAUUCAUUUUGACGGAAGCACGGCCAAUAAUAAUAAAAAAGCCAAUCCAGAAAAAGGGGCCGUUAAACGACAAAGAAGAAGAGUCAAUCCAGAAAAAACGAGAGUGACAAGAAUUUCAACGAAAACUUGGUCACCAAUAAUAAAAGUAACUGAAUGGAAUGAUUAAUAUAGAGUGUUGGAUUGUCCCACGGUGACUUGGUUGUGGCGAGUUGUCCUAGACCCCUCAAGGAGGAGGGGGGGCAGAGAAUAAUUUCUUUCUUCUUUGUUUCGUAAUUUUAAAUGAUGCACAAAUGUGUGCAUCCAUUCCACUGUGAAGCCCUUUGAACUUUGCACUAUUGUUUCACCAGCAUUAAAAAAAAAAAGGCAUUAAAUGGGAAAAUCUGCGUACAGAUAGUCCUCGACUUAUGACCAGCCUUUAGGAUAGGUUACUCCAAGUUAUGAACAUGAGGUUAUUCUAAUUUUGAAGGUUCUACCCAGGGAUACUUAUGACGCAGUUCCAAAGUCAUGUGACUGCAGGUCUGGGUUUUAUGACAUUUUUGCAAAAUCCCAGCAUUUACGUCUGGUUUUUGUCUCAGAGCAAAACUGUUGAUUCACUUAAUGACCACCAUGAAAAAGGUCACAAGAGCAGGUCAGUUACACGGAUGGGCUGUUUUAGAAUUGUCACAAAUUACAACUAUGAUGGGCAAGCUCCAUUACUGUCGUAAGUCGAGGACGUAUAUCUAUAAAAUGUAUAAUUCUGUGAAAUAAUGUACAGAAGAUUUAUAGGAGGGAAGCUUGUCUCGGUAGAUACUUUGUGUAAAAAUGUGUUUUUUUAAAGGUAAAUGGGCACCCCAAUAUUUAUAUAUGGUAUGAAGUGUUUGAGGGUUUUAGCGUCAAGUUAGAGGAAUAAAUGUCCUAUGUCUAUA
Pantherophis guttatus is the source of this 2536-nucleotide messenger RNA. Its product is annotated as SLAM family member 5-like. NCBI's taxonomy places the organism in Eukaryota, Metazoa, Chordata, Lepidosauria, Squamata, Colubridae. The record is from RefSeq and is a predicted model, not a curated record. Gene Ontology annotation, biological process: T cell activation. Gene Ontology annotation, cellular component: membrane; external side of plasma membrane.